Messenger RNA from Ascochyta rabiei, 1023 nucleotides. RefSeq lists its product as uncharacterized. Bases 1 to 1023 code for a protein of 340 amino acids. Lineage: Eukaryota; Fungi; Ascomycota; Dothideomycetes; Pleosporales; Didymellaceae. The record is from RefSeq and is a predicted model, not a curated record. The transcript is spliced from 2 exons. Gene Ontology annotation, cellular component: mitochondrial inner membrane.
AUGGCGUUCCUCUUACGGCGGCCCUUCGCCAUCCCAGCGACCAUCAAGCAGUCCGUAACGAAGACAUCACCGCUCUCGGCGCGCGCCUUCCACAACACGCCACUGAAGCAGCACCCGCACUUCUUCAAGUCGAAAGCACCCACGCUCACCACCGCCACCCAUGUCUCCAAGUUCCAAUCGACCUUCCGCCGCUCGUACCAGCAGGCUGCCUACAACAACCCUCUGGCACAGGGCGAUGCGCGACAGCGUCUCCUGUACGGCGCUGGUAUCUUCGGCGCAACACUCCUAGGCAUCAACCUGAUCUUCAACCGCGAGACACGAGAGGAUGGCGGCAUGCCGCCUUUCGAGCGCGCCUACCUCAACGAUACAUUCAUGCACACCGGCCUCGGCGUAGGCAUGAUCGGUAUUGCGGCCCGCGCUAUGCACAUGAACGGCUGGUCUUUCAGGCUCAUGUCUGCCAACCCAUGGCUGGUCAUGGGUGUUGGUCUUGUUGCUAGCAUUGGAACCAUGUACGGCACCAUGGCCACCAACCCCCAGAACUACGUCCAGAAGUACGCCCUAUGGUCCGCCUUCAACGUCACCCAGGCCGCUCUCCUCGCACCUCUCUUCUUCAUGCAUCCCGCCAUCCUCGCACGCGCCGGUCUUUACACAGCCGGUCUGAUGGGCUCGCUCGCUUUCGUCGGCGCCACCGCCAAGACCGACAAGUACAUGUACCUCGGUGGUCCCCUCCUUGCGGGUGUUGCCAUCGUCGCCCUGUCCGGUCUCGCCCCCAUGGUCAUCCCCGCUACUGCUGCCCGCACGCUGAUGUGGACUGAGAACAUCUGGCUGUACGGUGGUCUUGCUGUCUUCGGUGGCUUCACCCUGUACGACGUCCAGAAGGUGCUGCACCAUGCACGCAUGGCCGAGCAGGGCCUCAUGGCCAAGGACCCAGUCAACGAGUCGAUCCACCUCGAGUUGGACUUUAUCAACAUCUUCGUCAGAAUGGUCCAGAUCCUGGCUAUGAGUCAGAACAGGAGGAAGUAA